Phanerochaete carnosa HHB-10118-sp is the source of this 1299-nucleotide messenger RNA. RefSeq lists its product as uncharacterized. The transcript is spliced from 10 exons. Gene Ontology annotation, molecular function: monooxygenase activity; iron ion binding; heme binding. Bases 1 to 1299 code for a protein of 432 amino acids. The record is from RefSeq and is a predicted model, not a curated record. NCBI's taxonomy places the organism in Eukaryota, Fungi, Basidiomycota, Agaricomycetes, Polyporales, Phanerochaetaceae.
AUGUCUUACAGCUUGGCGGUAGCUUUACUUAUUCUGGCAUUCAUUGUUGCUAAAGCGCUCUGGAACAAACAUACACGACCUGCCCCCUUUCCCCCAGGUCCAUCCGCGAAUCCACUGGUCGGUAAUCUUCGGGAUUUCCCUGUCAGUGACCCUCACCUAGGUCUCAUGGAAAUGGCCAGGAAAUACGGCGAUGUGAUGUACUUCGACAUCGUGGGAAAACCUCUCGUCAUUCUUAGCAGUCAAGAAGUCGCAUCGGACUUGCUGGAGAAGCGAAGUGCAAUUUAUAGCAGCCGCCCACGCUUCGUUAUUCACGAGAUGAUUGGGUGGGCGGACAUGCUUGUAUUCCUGCCGUAUGGAGAACAGUUCCACAAGCAGCGCAAGUUCUUUCAACAGGCUUUCAACAAACGAGGCUGCCUUGCAUUCUGCCCAACUCAGCUGUCCCAAACACAUGUGCUCCUGCAAAAACUUUUGCAAGACCCAAAGCGUUAUGAGGACCAUGUACGACAAUUUUCUACCGCAGUGAUUAUGGAGAUAACAUACGGACACAAGGUUGCUUCCGAUGACGACCCUUACAUCGACAUCACGGAGGCGACGAACAAGAUCCUCAUGGAAGCAGGCCAUAACCUGUCUAUCAUUGACUUCUUCCCUUCGCUCAAAUACCUCCCGAGCUGGUUUCCGGGAAACUGGUUCGGCCGCCUUGCAAAAGAUGCAGCGCCAUUUAUUCAGAACAUGCGCGACAUGCCUUUCGAGCGGCCUGCCGGCGAUGCCUCCCCAAGCUUUGUGUCGACGCAGAUCGAGGAUCUACAACGCAAUGGAGGAGCAAGCUCCGAAGAUUUGCAGACUUUGAAGGCUGCCUCAUCGCAGAUGUACGCGGCUGGCGCAGAGACGACAUGGAGUACGCUCAUGAAUAUAAUUGCGACAAUGUUUCUCUACCCCGAAGCCCAGCGCAAGGCACAGGACGAGCUGGAUAGUGUUCUCGGCGGAAAGAGGCUACCUGACUUCGAUGACCGCCGGUCACUUCCUUAUCUUGAUGCGGUCAUUAGCGAAGCGAUGAGAUGGCACCCGACUGCCCCGUUUGCCACGCCGCACAGCAGUACCGCGGACGACAUCUAUCGCGGCAUGUACAUUCCAAAGGGUACUACCGUCUUCGUCAACAACGUCGCAAUUUCCAUGAACGACAAGAUAUACAGCAGCCCUACCGAGUAUCGACCAGAACGCUUCCUCCCCCCUCAAUCAGAGCCGCUGCCUGUAAAUAUUGGGUUUGGCUGGGGCCGCAGGCGGGAUCCCUUUGUCCUCUAA